Dendrobium catenatum is the source of this 931-nucleotide messenger RNA. Its product is annotated as calmodulin-binding protein 25-like. The transcript has a single exon. Bases 118 to 711 code for a protein of 197 amino acids. NCBI's taxonomy places the organism in Eukaryota, Viridiplantae, Streptophyta, Magnoliopsida, Asparagales, Orchidaceae. The record is from RefSeq and is a predicted model, not a curated record. Gene Ontology annotation, biological process: response to osmotic stress. Gene Ontology annotation, cellular component: nucleus. Gene Ontology annotation, molecular function: calmodulin binding.
AACUCACACUCCGAGCUCUCUUCCUCGCAAAAUCCCGACGCGCUCUCUCUUUCUCUCUCGCAAUAGUCGACUUGAAUGCUCUAAUCGGAACCCUAAUUCGCCCUCGCAGAUUACCCCAUGGCGGAUAACUCCUCCAGCAUCGAUGCGUGGGCUUACCGCCCAGUCUUUGCCGAUUCCGCGAGCUGGAUCACCGAUGCCUUUGUACGGGAGAACGAAGUCUUAACCAAAGCGCUUCAGAUCUCCCUCUCUGACGAUUCUUCCGCUUCUGAAACCCUUUCCUCCGCCGCGUACCUCCCGCCGCAGCCUCCCCUCAUGGCCCCGUCUCGCAAUCCGAUCUCGUGCUCGCCAGCGAAGAAGAUCACGAAGAGGAAAUCGCGCGCGUCGAAGAGGUCGCCGACGACCUACAUCAACGCCGAUCCGGCGAACUUCCGGCGGAUGGUUCAGGAAGUGACCGGGAUACGGUUGGGGGAGGGCGGGAUGCCGGUGGAAGCGGUGGUCAGGCCGGAGCCUCAGAGGAGUGGGAUGGGUCGGGCGGGUCAGGCUCAGGGGUACUUGCCCACCCUUGACACGUCGGCCCUGCUUCUCGACCGGGCGGGCAUCGUCGGGCCGGCUUCUGCUGGUUGCGGCUCGUUUGGGCCGGUGGUGGAUAGCCCGGUUUUUGAUUUUGAACCGUUUCCAAUCUUCCCUACUCUGGAGUCAUGGGGGAUGUAAGAAAAUUUAUAUAAAAAAAAAAAAAAAGUUUUUUUUUUAAGUUUUUUAACAAGCGUCUGAUGCGGAUCAGAUGGACAGCGUACUGUACAUCGCGUGAAACGUUUUUCCCUAGUGUGGAAACUGCGUUGGGAAGGCUUGUUUAUUACUUUUCUUUAUCAGCUGCUGCUACGUUUUUUUGGCCUUUAUUGAAUUUUAAUAAUAAAUAGUUGUUUUUUUUUUU